CUAUAGGCUGCAGAGCUGACAGGCGCCGCCGAAAGGACAGGGAGCGGCGACGGCGUCCCCGGUGGGAUCUGGGAGGCAGCCACGGCUAUGCUGGAGGCGGCUCGGCAGAGGCUCCCACCGGCCUGAACCCAUCCAUCCCAGGCUCCUGCCGGCGCGGUCAACGGGCGAGCGGGUCGGUGAGUGGAGUCUCCCAACUGGAGGGGGGAAUAAGCAGAGCAAGCGCAUCCAUAGUCCUCUACUAGGCUCAGCAGAGAAGCUGCAACCUGCAAAACCAAGAGAGGGCUGUUGUGUGUUGUGUCCUCGCCAUGUCUGGACAUCAAGGUUGGGCAGACCUGCCAGAUGUUCUGCUUCAUUCGAUUGUUGCUCUGCUGGGCUCCUUCUCGGACCUUCUUGCCUUCGCUGCCACCUGCCGCUCAUGGUGUGAUGCCCUCUCCUCGUAUCCAUCGAAAUCUACCUUCUCAACGCUCUUCCCGCCUCUCCUCCUCCAACCUGAUGUCCCGGUGCGCUCUCCCCGUAUGCCGCCAAAAUUUGGUGACAAAUAUCCAUGUCGUGUCCUUGAUCUAGCCAGCCAACACUCGCGUCUUUGCUCUCAGAUUCCCCUAAUUAAUCUUUCUCGUCUAAGUAAUGACCCCCAGAGUCCGCUGGGUAGUUUCUGCUUCGUGGGUGCUUCUUAUGGCCAUCUCAUCUUCUCUUGCAACAGGUCAUGUCUCAUUGUUGAUGCGUUUACAGGUGUUACUGUUACACCGCCACAGCUACCGGGUGACGAAUACACCGAGGUUUACUACGGUGCCCUCACGGGUCCCCUAUGGUCACCCAACUCACAUCUCCUUGUCACUAACGGAUCCCACAGUUUCUUCUGGCAUGCUGCUAGUCAUUCUUGGUUGAGGCCUUGUCCCUGCGAUGGAACGGUCAAGCAGAUCGUGACCUUCAGAGGCCAGAUCUUUGGGAUGGACUCUGGUGGCAUGCUCUUUGCCGUGCAUUUGGCACCUCAGAUCUGCAUACAAAAAAUGAUAGUAAGUUGGGAGGAAAUCAUGUCCACCAUACGGCAUCUUGCCAAUGUAUGCCUGGUGGCGUGUGGGGAUAUGCUUCUCAUGGUCGGUUGUCGGGGAUCAUUUCCGGCGAGAGGGGAUACCUUUGAAGCCUUCCGCCUCGACCAGUCAACUGGGCAUCCAAAGUGGGUGCAGGUGGAGGAGUUGGGGAAUUGGGUGAUCUUCAUCAGCACCGACAAAAGAAGCCAACCAUUAUCUUUCAUGAACCCGGAGAGGUGGGGAGGAAAGAGCAACCGAGUAUACUGCUAUUCCCAUGAUUCUGAACAUUGGGCUGCAUUUGAGCUGGGCAAGCCCGCCUCCGAUCCAGAUAAUUUUGUUUCAAUGAGCCAAGGCAGCAUGGUGCAGCCUAUGUGGGUUGUCCCCAGCAUGUUCUCUCUGUGUCUUUGAUGGAUGUGCAUUCUUUUUAUGCAUGGCUAUAUUUGCUAGCUGGAGCAGCUUCUUCUAUAAGAAUGUGUCGGAAUGCAUGAAAUAUGUCCAUAGGAAAAUCAUGUGAUCGUUGAAAGGAAAUUUGUCGUUGUUAUUUUGGCAUCACUUGGAUGUGUGGUUGGAGUAUGGUAUCUUGUACUCAGUUUCAGAUUUUUAUGGCAGUGAUGUAUUUGACUAUGAUCUGAUGCAUGUCAUUUGUUUGUCUGUCCCAAACCUGAGCCGACUCCUGUAACCGUUAAUUCCAGUUUCUGGGUAUUAGUGUUGGUUAUAACA
This is a messenger RNA of Triticum urartu, 1748 nucleotides long. The record is from RefSeq and is a predicted model, not a curated record. NCBI's taxonomy places the organism in Eukaryota, Viridiplantae, Streptophyta, Magnoliopsida, Poales, Poaceae.